AUGGAGAAUUUUCAGUUAAUGCUAAAUGAAAAUGAGAUGGGAGAAGUUGUGGAGUAUGCUGGGUACUUGGAAUUGGAUUCAAAACAGCAACAUUUGGUUGUGUUUGUUGAGAUUAUUAAUACUUGUUGUUUGGGGAGUGUAUAUCAGGUGAGGAGGGCUGGUGGGAGUUUAGGCUGUUUGGAGAUUGCCAUUGUUAGAGCUGGGAGCUUUGAAGGUCUGGCAAUGGUGGCAAUGGAGAAUGGUGCACCUGCUAAUCAGUAUAAACCUCCAAAGAUCAUCAGAAAUUUGAAACUUGUUUCUUUGUUGAGAGAUUGUGUUAUUGCUAGCUACUGUUAUUAG
Molecule: messenger RNA, 339 nt
Organism: Dioscorea cayenensis subsp. rotundata (Guinea yam)
Lineage: Eukaryota; Viridiplantae; Streptophyta; Magnoliopsida; Dioscoreales; Dioscoreaceae
Product: probable indole-3-acetic acid-amido synthetase GH3.6
Exons: 2
Coding region: 1-339 (112 amino acids)
Cellular component (GO): cytoplasm
Molecular function (GO): acid-amino acid ligase activity
Source: RefSeq, a predicted model, not a curated record